AUGCUUCUCAUUGAUUUGGUAGAAAAAUAUUACAGUAUCAUUGAAUGUAAGAAAACUGAUGGUAUUUCUAAUAAAAUCAAACAAUUGGAGUGGAUUAAGAUAGGAAAAGAAUUUAAUAGCUUCAACACCCACAUGGAACGAGAUUUCAACUCAUUAAAAACACUGUGGGAGAAUUUAAAAAAAAAAGCAAAAGCCGUCAUAACUGCAAUGAAUACUAAUAAAUAUGCAACAGGUGGAGGUCCUUAUAGAACUGUGAAAGAAGAUCAAAUUAUAGAGAGGGUAAUUCCUAUAAUAAAAAAAGAGCUGAGGGUUUUAAUAACAUUUACGACUCAGAUGCUGUUGCAACAAGUACUGAAUCAGCUACAAGUUCAAGUUCGGGAAACAGCAGUAGUACCGGUAUCGCAGAACUGACGACUGACUGUGAAUUGACUUUGGAAGUGGACUGUGGCGACGAACAAAACUACACUGUUCAGGACUCCUCCCCAAUACCCACAAUGAUGCUUGUGAAUGGUGAUUGGGAGUCAUACUCUCCAGGCCUUCUCAGAACCCCUCGAGCCAAGGUUCUUGUGGAUGAGGCUUCUCAUUCACCAAUAGCCUCAACAUCGGCUCUUCCGAAACCAACUAUCACACCAGAGGAAGAGAAGGGGGUGAUACAGAGGUCAACGCCCAUUUCAAAAAUUAGAACAACCAGACACCUUCACAAUAGAAGAAGGCCUGUUUUGAAAGAGAGCGAAGCUGUAGCUCUAGCUUCAUGUAAAAUUAAAAACCUGCAGGUUGCAGAGGAGCAGGCAAGGAAAGAGCACGAAGUAACAAUGGAAUGUCUGCUAAUGCAGAAAGAGCAGGAGAGAGAGAAGCUGGUUCAGGAGCAGGAGAAAACAAAACAGGAACGGGAGAAAACUGAACAAGAAGUGAUCAAGAAAAUGUUACUUCUUGCGGAAUUAGAACGUUUAAAAAAGUAAUGAAGAUAGUAUUUAUGUGAUCCAAUAAUAUUUUAUUUUUUUCGUGUAAAUAUAAAAAAAUCU
Nilaparvata lugens (brown planthopper) is the source of this 1022-nucleotide messenger RNA. Its product is annotated as myb/SANT-like DNA-binding domain-containing protein 3. The coding region runs from base 1 to 411 and encodes 136 amino acids. The transcript is spliced from 4 exons. Lineage: Eukaryota; Metazoa; Arthropoda; Insecta; Hemiptera; Delphacidae. The record is from RefSeq and is a predicted model, not a curated record.